Messenger RNA from Lolium rigidum, 123 nucleotides. RefSeq names its product small polypeptide DEVIL 5-like. The coding region runs from base 1 to 123 and encodes 40 amino acids. NCBI's taxonomy places the organism in Eukaryota, Viridiplantae, Streptophyta, Magnoliopsida, Poales, Poaceae. The record is from RefSeq and is a predicted model, not a curated record. The transcript has a single exon. Gene Ontology annotation, biological process: negative regulation of cell population proliferation.
AUGAAGAAGCUAAGCUGCCAGGGCAAGCCCAGAGGAGGCAUUGGCAGAAUGAUGAGAGAGCACAAGUCCAGGCUCUACAUCAUCCGGCGAUGCAUCGUCAUGCUUCUUUGUCACCACGACUGA